Molecule: messenger RNA, 3303 nt
Organism: Oldenlandia corymbosa var. corymbosa
Lineage: Eukaryota; Viridiplantae; Streptophyta; Magnoliopsida; Gentianales; Rubiaceae
Source: the annotation of a GenBank genome assembly
CAUUACUCUAAAAUAUAUACAUGUAUAUCGUAUGUAUAGAUGGACUUCUCAACAGUCGACUUGACGAGGACUUUUUGACGAUUGGUGCCCAAUAGAUAAUAAGCUCAACUAAGGCAAGAAAAGAGUGAGGAUUCAAUAGAAAAAAAAGAGGGCAAACAGAUUGAAUCAUUUUGGGUAGAGUUGAGCAGUUCCUUUUUCUUUUUCUUUUUUUUUUUGCAAUGAGGAUUCCUCAACUCUCUUGUUCCAAAAAUUUGAGUCAACUUCCAUGGCUCUAUGCCUUGUUGUUUUGCUUCCUUGUCCUCUUUAGUUUCUUCAGUUGCUCUGCUGCGAAGCUUUCUUAUGCUGAUCAUUGCGCUGAUGUCGUCCCUGAAUCCAAUCCUACUGUUGGGGUCGUCCCUAUUGGAUCUUUCCCAGUUUUUGAUCUUUCAAGAAGUUACAUCCGAGUUGGUGACAAGAUUGAUAAGGUCAAGACGCUAGGUAAUCAGAGCUGGAUUGAUUAUCAAACGUUUGUUGCAUUCCGUACCCGGAAUGUGCUUACCACCAGCACCAGAGGAAUCUACAAAGUUGAAGGCUUCCUGGUGUUCAGAUUUCCAGGAUACGGAAAUUACUCAGGCCGAAUCACCCCGAGUUUUUACCGGCGCCGGCGAGGAUUGUCCAGAAUUUUCCUGAGUGGGUUCUGGUCAGAGGAUUCCAGGAAGCUUUGUAUGGUGACAGCUGUGUCUGGGAGAACACAAAGAAGUAAGUCUCUUGAUUAUGAAGGUGUUUUUGAGCUUAAUUGUGCAGAAAAGAAUGCAACUGUGUUCACUAGUUUAGCUAAAGGUUCCUUUGUAAGUGUGAGUCCAUCAAACAGCAAUAACUAUUUUGAGCCAAUUAAGAUUGUUUCAUUCCCAUCCCUCAAUGAUUACAAUUAUACUCUGAGCUCAAGAGGUUGUUUAGGUGGAAAUGAUAUUCCACCAAAACAGUCCCUUAGCUUGCAGCAGAAUAGCAUUUGCUCCAUGCUGCAGUGGAAAAGCUAUGACCUUGAACUCAAGUAUGCAGCAGGAUGCAAAAGUUCACAGGAUUGCAGUCCUAUUGAUGAGGACCUUCCUUACUUGUCCUUGUCCGGAUUUCAGUGUUCCGAGGAUGAAGGAAAGCUUCGAUACAUAGCUUCUUUUCGAGGCAGGGGAUAUGGUUGGCACGGCGCAACCUUUGACCCGAAUAGAACAUUGAUUGGGGAAGGAUCCUGGGACAAUGAUAGAAACCAACUGUGUAUUGCGGCUUGCAGAGUUCUCAAUCCUUCUAAUUCUUUAGAAGAUGUCAGUGUUGGUGAAUGCUCAAUCAGGUUAAGCCUAAGGUUUCCUCUAGUCUGGACUAUCAGGGAUACAAGCAGCAUAAAUGGCCUAAUUUGGUCUAACAAGACGGCCACUGACGCUGGAUAUUUCAGGAAUAUCAGCAUAAGCAGUCCUAACUUCGUCAACAAUGGAGUGGAAUUGCCUGGUCUGAAAUAUGAGUUCACUGAAAUGCAGAAGGUAAGAGAAUUAUGUCCCGCAAAUCUUAAAGCUGUUAACAAUAGUGGGAACUCUUACCCUAAAGGGAAUUCUGGUGAUAUGAGGUUUGAUAUGUAUGUUGAACAUUCAAAGGAAAGAAUUGCUUGGGGUUAUGCAGACCCUCUCUUUGUUGGUGAUAAGCUUUUCGGGCAAAACUCGGAGCUCAUCAUGGAUUCUUCAGGUCAAGUUGAGUCCAUCAGCUACAGUGACCCGAUGGAUGCCAGCCAGAUGAAUGUCAGCUACAGACUUUCAUUCUCAGCAAUAAAAUCCCAUUACCAAAACCAGCUUUUCCCCAUUCCUUCGUCAUCCAAUUUCAGCAGUUUCAUCGAGAUUUCUGCUGAAGGUGUUUAUGAUGCUGAGACAGGACAUCUAUGUAUGGUUGGUUGUAGAGAUAUCUAUCUGAUGAGUGAAAGCGGAAAAUCGCAGGACUGCGAAAUGUUUAUUGAAUUUCAGUUUUCCCCUUUGAAUUCAAAAGUUGGGCGUUCAAUCCAGGGAACUAUUAAAAGCAAUCGAGCAAAAGCCGAUUCUCUUUACUUUGAACCAUUGAAGAUAUCUUCUCGCUCUUACUAUGGUGUUCAAGUUAAAAAAUCCUUAUGGAGGAUGGAUUUAGAGAUUGUUAUGGUUUUGAUCUCUAACACAUUGUUAUGUGUAUUCGUCGCAUUGCAGAUAUUCUAUGUCAGGAAGCACCCAGAAGUCCUCCCUUUCAUUUCGCUCGUCAUGCUCGCUAUCCUCACCUUGGGUCGUAUGAUUCCUCUGGGGCUAAACCUUGAGGCCCUCCUACUGAAGCACACAAACAGGCAACACAUGGUUCUUGAAGGCGAAGGAUGGCUCGAGUUGAACGAGGUCAGCGUAAGGGUGGCCAAUCUAGUAGUCUUUCUCCUCCUGUUGCUCCUCCUCCAAAUGGCAUGGACUUCAAGAAAGGCAAACGGAGAUGGAAAACAAUAUUGGGCUGCCGAGAAAAGAACACUGUAUGUGACAUUGGUUCUCAGUGUUUUUGGUGGAAUAAUUACAUUGUUGGUGGAGUGGAUGAAAUCUAGUGCUUGGAAUGGCGGAUAUUCUCAUCAAGUUUUCCCUUUAACAUACCUGAAAUCAUAUUCUGGUUUGGUUCUUGAUGGUUUUCUCUUACCUCAAAUCCUUUUCAACAUAUUCCAGAGUUCAGCAGAGAAGUCACUGUCCUGUUCUUUCUACAUUGGAACCACAUUCGUCAGGUUGUUACCUCAUGCCUAUGAUCUCUACAGGGUUCACAGUUUCAGGCAACAGGACUACUAUGGUUCAUACAUUUAUGCGAACCCGAAAGCCGAUUUCUACUCCAUUGCUUGGGAUGUCAUCAUUGUUUGUGGCUGUGUAGUGUUGGCUGUGAUCAUUUGGUUUCAGCAGCGAUUUGGUGGGCGAGGUAUUCUUCCACGAAGAUUUUUGGAACUGGCUUCAUAUGAGAAGGUCCCUGCAGUUAGCAGUGAGUAGAAAGAGUAAAGCUUUUCUAGUUCACUUCAAAUAUUGGAGAUAUCAAAUUUGAAGUAUAUAUAAUUGAUAAAAAUUUCCAUCGUACUUUGGUGUAAAGUGAUCAACCUUUUCUUUUUUCUUCUUGGCGUUUUUUAUUUCGCUUGAUGUUUUACAUUAGUAUACAAUUCUUGAAUUAUUGGUCCCAUCCAUCUUCCAACAUAGAACGCUAAUAAACGGAUUUAGCAGUAACCAAAACAAAAAUUGAACACUUGUUUAGCCUGGGGUCCCGUCUAACCAAAUAUCUCAAGUUCGAGUCAUGUUAAAUGAAUUAAAAAAG